AUUUUCGCCCCAGCGUAUAGGUUAUGUACAUAUGUUGUUAUUUUAAUUCAAACUUGUAAAUAUACAAAAAAUGUCCACAUCCCUCGACAUAAGACUGAAACGCGCCGACAAAGUAUACCGAGAAGAAGAAAAUAUCACGGGAGUCAUAGCAAUAACCACAGCGUCUGAUCUCAAGCACGACGGAAUCACCCUCACAGUCGAAGGAUGCGUCAACCUUCAACUAAGCUCAAAAAACGUAGGCAUCAUCGAUGCCUUCUACAACUCAGUUAAACCAAUACAACUCAUCGGAGUCACGUGCGAAGUGAGCGGCUCCAGUCGUCUUCCAGCCGGAACCACAGAAAUCCCCUUCGAAGUACCCCUCAAGCCGAGAGCCAAUCGAGUCCUGUACGAAACCUACCACGGCGUGUACAUUAACAUUAGUUACGCUAUUCGCUGCGACGUCAAACGUUCAUUCCUCUCAAAAGACUUGCAAAAAAGCCAGCAGUUUUUAGUGCAAUAUUGGCCAGGUCGCAACCCUGGGCCACCCCCGCAUAUAAAAGACACCAACAGAAGUGUACCUUUUAAGUUAAGUCCGACGACGUUAGCAGCAGGGGGCGCAGGUGCUCCGGAUUUUUUGUUAAGGGGGCAGUUGGAUGGGAUUUGCUGCAGCGUGAAUAGGCCGUUCACGGGGCACGUGAUUUUGGAGAGGUGUGCGGCCCCGGUUAGGUCCAUUGAGUUGCAGUUGGUACGAGUGGAGACAUGUGGCUGUGCGGAAGGAUAUGCGAGGGAAGCGACGGAGAUACAGAAUAUUCAAAUAGGCGACGGUGAUAUUCCUACAAAUGUUGAUAUACCCAUUUAUAUGGUGUUUCCAAGACUGUUUACGUGUCCAACUUUGAUCACCACUAACUUCAAAAUAGAGUUCGAGGUAAACCUGGUGAUCGUAUUCCAUGAUGACCACUUGGUCACAAAUAACUUUCCAUUGAUAUUAGUACGAGAAUAGCAUAUAAAAAUGAUUUAUUUAUAAGUUUAUACAUAAAGAAAAGCAUACAUAGAAAUUACGAUUCGGCGACGGCGAGUGCUAGACUUGAAACUAUAGGAUCUAAUUGUUUUUGUAUUGCCAGAAUGUGUCCUGUGUUGCAAGAAUCACUAGCAAUAAAUGUAACGAUAAGUGGGA
Molecule: messenger RNA, 1153 nt
Organism: Zophobas morio
Lineage: Eukaryota; Metazoa; Arthropoda; Insecta; Coleoptera; Tenebrionidae
Product: vacuolar protein sorting-associated protein 26C
Exons: 5
Coding region: 71-979 (302 amino acids)
Biological process (GO): intracellular protein transport
Cellular component (GO): endosome
Source: RefSeq, a predicted model, not a curated record